AAAAAGCCCUUUUUUAGUUAUAGCCCAUGGGAAGAACCCACGGGUUCUAAAAAUACAAAUAACAAGAACAUUAUUCCCGCCGGGAUGGGGCUUGACUCCAACGGCACCAUUCGCAGCCAAGAUGGCAAGCGCCACCAAGAAGCGCGUGUCGUACUUCUACCAUCCCGAGGAAGGCCACUUCUACUAUGGCCCGGGCCACCCCAUGAAGCCGCACCGCAUGAAAUUGGCACACCACCUGGUGGUCAACUACGACCUGUACCGAAAGAUGGACAUCUUCGAGCCGCACAUCGCGUCGGCCGAGGAGAUCAAAGCCUUCCACGCACCCGACUACAUUGAUUUCCUGCAGAAAAUCAGUCCCAGUAACCAGAAGGAUCUGACCUCCGAGCUGCAAAAGUACAACUUGGGCGACCUGACCGACUGCCCUGUGUUCGACGGCAUCUUCGACUUCUGUCAGAUUUACUCGGGAGGAACGUUAGACGCUGUGAGCCGUUUGAACCACGGACAGUGCGAUAUUGCUAUCAAUUGGGCGGGAGGGCUGCAUCAUGCCAAAAAAUCGGAGGGAUCGGGUUUCUGCUACGUGAACGACAUCGUGCUGGGCAUCCUGGAGCUGCUGAAGUAUCAUCCACGCGUGCUGUAUAUUGAUAUUGACGUCCACCAUGGAGACGGCGUGGAGGAAGCCUUCUACGUCACAGACCGAGUCAUGACGGUGUCGUUCCACAAGUAUGGAGACUUUUUCCCGGGCACAGGAGACAUCAAGGAUAUUGGGACCAAGAAUGGUAAAUACUACGCUGUUAACUUCCCCUUGCUGAGCGGCAUGAACGAUGAGAGCUACGAGAGCGUGUUUAAACCGGUAAUCCAGAAGGUUAUGGAGACGUUCUGCCCGUCAGCUGUGGUACUACAGUGUGGUGCAGAUUCGCUCACGGGUGACCGACUGGGCUGCUUCAACGUCACUACGAGAGGUCACGGUGAGUGCGUGAAAUUUGUGAAAAGUUUCGGUCUGCCAAUGCUCGUGCUGGGAGGAGGCGGCUACACAAUCCGUAAUGUAUCGCGAGCAUGGGCCUACGAGACGUCAAUUCUGCUGGACGAAGAAGUGUCCAACAACAUUCCGUACAAUGACUACUUUGAGUUCUACGCACCGAAUUUCAAGCUUCAUCUGGAACCAGAUCCGGACCUAGAAAACGCCAAUUCCAAGGAGUAUCUGGACGAGUGCAAGCAUAAAAUCUUUGAGAACCUCCGAGCGUUAACCGGAGCUCCGAGCGUUCAGAUGAAUCAAGCGCCUCCUACACACAUGCUGCGUGAGGAGGAUGAAGAUGCGGCGGACCCCGACUCGCGAACCGAUAACGACGGAAAGCGGCAGCACGAGGCUGAAUUCUAUAGAGACGACAAGGAUCAGCGAGGAAACGCGGACGACGGAGCAGAUGCCAGUGCCAGUACAGCAAACGGUUCUGUUCAGGAUGAAGGAAAGGACAACACGGCGCCGGAUGUCAUCCCAAUGGAUGUGGACUAGACAGCAUGACCAGUGGGAACUUCAGCGACCUCGCUUGUUUUUUUCUUCUGUUUUAUAAGAUGAUAACGAUGGACCGAAGAACACUUCAAGUAGAUUUUUGCUGCUGUUUCUUUAUUUCGGUGGCUGCUGCUGGAGUUUGCGUUGCUUAUCACGCUCAGCCUUCUCGAUCUCAAAGCGUUUGAGAUCCAGUCGCUGCAAGAACUCCUGCUUCUCAAUGUACCCAUCUUUAGUGUAGUGUGUGAGUUCGUCUUCGAUGCCUUCCUUCUCCUUGAAUUUGUCCCAGUCAAGCGACG
Messenger RNA from Phytophthora nicotianae INRA-310, 1800 nucleotides. RefSeq lists its product as hypothetical. The record is from RefSeq and is a predicted model, not a curated record. Gene Ontology annotation, molecular function: histone deacetylase activity. NCBI's taxonomy places the organism in Eukaryota, Oomycota, Peronosporomycetes, Peronosporales, Peronosporaceae. Bases 122 to 1507 code for a protein of 461 amino acids. The transcript is spliced from 7 exons.